Pteronotus mesoamericanus is the source of this 1856-nucleotide messenger RNA. It is a transcript of the gene KMT5C, whose product is annotated as lysine methyltransferase 5C. Lineage: Eukaryota; Metazoa; Chordata; Mammalia; Chiroptera; Mormoopidae. Gene Ontology annotation, molecular function: histone H4K20 methyltransferase activity; protein binding. Gene Ontology annotation, cellular component: nucleus. The record is from RefSeq and is a predicted model, not a curated record. The transcript is spliced from 9 exons. The coding region runs from base 170 to 1546 and encodes 458 amino acids.
AGGCAGUGGGAGGUAGUACCGGCGGCAGCGGCGCGGGCGCCUGAGGAGGAGGAGAAGCGGAUGAGGAGGCUGAAGGGCUUGACAGGGCCCCACACAGCUCCUAAGUGGCUCAGAGCAAGCGCAGGCCCUCCCCGCUCUCAGCCGGAGGCAGCAUGGUCUGUGGGGCACCAUGGGGCCUGACAGAGUGACAGCCAGGGAACUGUGUGAGAACGACGACCUGGCCACCAGCCUGGUCCUGGACCCCUACCUGGGCUUCCGCACCCAUAAGAUGAACGUCAGCCCUGUGCCCCCCCUGCGGCGACAGCACCACCUGCGCUCAGCGCUGGAGGCUUUCCUGAGGCAGCGGGACCUGGAGGCUGCGUACCGGGCCCUGACGCUGGGAGGCUGGAUGACCCACUACUUCCAGAGCCGGGGCCCGCGGCAGGAGGCUGCCCUCAAGACCCACAUCUAUCGCUACCUCCGCGCCUUCCUGCCUGAAAGCGGCUUUACCAUCCUGCCCUGUACCCGCUAUUCCAUGGAGAGAAACGGAGCCAAGAUUGUGUCCACCCGAGCUUGGAAGAAGAACGAGAAGUUGGAGCUGCUGGUGGGGUGCAUCGCGGAGCUGCGGGAGGCCGACGAGGGGCUGCUGCGGGCGGGUGAGAACGACUUCAGCAUCAUGUACUCCACCCGCAAGCGCAGCGCGCAGCUGUGGCUCGGCCCCGCCGCCUUUAUCAACCAUGACUGCAAACCCAACUGCAAGUUUGUGCCCGCAGAUGGGAACGCAGCCUGCGUGAAGGUGCUGCGGGACAUCGAGCCGGGGGACGAGGUGACCUGUUUCUACGGUGAAGGCUUCUUUGGUGAAAAGAAUGAGCACUGUGAAUGCUACACCUGCGAGAGGAAAGGGGAGGGGGCUUUCCGCCUGCGGCCCCGGGAGCCCUUGCCGCCGCGGCCCCUGGACAAGUACCAGCUCCGGGAGACCAAGCGGAGGCUGCUGCAGAGGUUGGGCGGCGGCCGGCUGAGCCCGAGGCCCUGUGCCCACCGGUUCCCUCUGCGUCAGGACCCGUUCUGCGCCGCCUGCCAGCCCCUGCGACCCCCGCCCUGCGGCACCAGCCCCGACGCCUCGCCCCUCUGGCUCCAGUGGCUGCCGCAGCCCCAGCUCUGGGUGCGUCCCCGGAGACGCCGCCGCCCCCAGCCCCGGCGGUCCCCCACACCCCCGCUUCUCCGUGCGGCUCGCGUCUCCCUGCACCGGUGGGGAGGCUGUGGCCCCCGCUGCUGCCUGCAGGCGGAGGCUGCGGUGGCCCUGGACCAGGCCCCCCGCGCCCGCUGGACCCCCCAGCAGGACUGGCGCUGGGCCCGGCGUUACGGGCUGCCUUAUGUGUUGCGUGUGGACCUGAGCCGCGUGGUCCCAGCCCCGCCUGCCACUCCCGCCCCGACCCCUGCCCCCGCGGGGACCCCAGGCCCUGUCUCCAUCGCCAAGCAGGCCCUCGCCUUCGCGCCCUUCUCCCCACCCAAGCGCCUGCGGCUGGUGGUCAGCCAUGGCUCCAUCGACCUGGAUGUCAACAGUUAGGGGCUGUGAUGGGCUGGACAGGGCACCCUCCGCGUCCCCCAGCCCCUCACUGACCUCCAGAAGGAGCUCUUGGACCUCUACGAGGGAGCUGACCCUUGACCCCAGCACAGCUCUGACCCCUUGGCGGGGCUGCUUUGGACAUCCCCAGGGAUCAGACCCCUGACCCUUUGUGACUGCUGACCCCUGAGCCACCCCAACCCCAGCAGGGAGCCCUGGCCGUUGCUGCCCUCUGCACCCCCAGCCUCAGGACUGAAGAAGCCGGUCCCUUUCCCGCCACCUUCUCCUGCCCAGGGAGCAAAGCCAUAGGGAG